Oreochromis aureus is the source of this 6449-nucleotide messenger RNA. RefSeq names its product nucleoporin 205 (gene nup205). The coding region runs from base 163 to 6141 and encodes 1992 amino acids. The transcript is spliced from 42 exons. Gene Ontology annotation, biological process: nuclear pore organization. Gene Ontology annotation, cellular component: nuclear pore inner ring; nuclear pore. Gene Ontology annotation, molecular function: structural constituent of nuclear pore. NCBI's taxonomy places the organism in Eukaryota, Metazoa, Chordata, Actinopteri, Cichliformes, Cichlidae. The record is from RefSeq and is a predicted model, not a curated record.
CUUCUAAGAUAUUUAAUCUACUCAACUAACCAGCGAGGACAUUAAAUUAGGACUGAUAGAUUCGUUGUUCACUAAAAGUGACCAAAGCGUUACAGAAUUGAUUGUUUUAAAUUUCACACCGGCACAAACCCAGAAGCUUCUGUCCAACUUAGUGAGCGUAUCAUGGCGGCGCAGAUGGCGGUAAAUUCGGGAGCCAGUCUGUGGGGGCCGCUGAAAGAGCUCUGGGAGACAGUGGACGGAGCUGUGUUAAGGAGACAGCCCGAGAGUGUUCACCUCCUAGACCUACAGCUGAAGAAACACAAACCUCACUUUCUGUCACUUUUUAAGAACCCGCCAAAAAGUGCAGAGCAAAGAGAGAAAGUGCGUAAAGCCAGCACAGAAGGCAUCGCCAUCCAAGGUCAGCAGGGGUCACGGCUCCUUCCAGAACAGCUUCUGACAGAGGCUUUCAUCCUCAGUGAUCUCUUUGACAUUGGAGAGUUGGCAGCUUUGGAGCUUCUCUUGGCAGGUGAACAGCAGCAGCCCUAUUUUCCAGGACUGACACGAGGCCUAGUGGCCGUGUUACUUUACUGGGAUGGAAAACUUUGUAUGGCCAACUCUCUGCGCACGCUCAUUCAGUCACGACAGGGCAAGACCUUCACCCUGGAUCUUAGUGGAGAGCUGGUGGCUCUGACAACACGAUUUACAGAUGAGCUCAUGAGCCAAGGUCUGACCAAACGCAUCCUAACUUUGGUGUCAGAGAUAAGCGUGACGCGUGAGUUUGAACGACUGCAGAAAGAACGCGGAUUGGGCAACGAAAAGCACAGGAAGGAGGUUGCAGACCUCAUCAAGGAAUGCCGACAGGCGCUUGCAGACAGCCUGUUUUCAUGGACCUGCCAAUCACCCCUGUCAAAAGAUGACACUCUGGCACUCAUUGGCCACCUGGAGACAGUUACAGCUCAGGCUGAUGGCUCACUGGACAGUGUUAACCUGGCUCUGGUUAUGGCACUGCUCUACUGCUUGGAUGUCAGUUUUAUAGAGCAGGGGACUGAAGAUAGAGAUGAUUUGCUCCAGGCACUUCCAUUGCUGACAGAAAGGCAGUAUGUGUCUGCAGUGCACAGUCGCCUGAUGGACAGCCAACCAUGGAAGCUUCCGGGGCUGCAGGCCGUGUGUCGACUGGCGUGGGCUCUGUCGCUGAGAGUCCUUUCCCAGCUGCCACAGGGCUCUGCACUGGUUGAGUUCACUGAGGCAGAUGAGGCUCUGGCUGAUCAGGCUCUCCUGGGCGAUGUCUUCUUGUUUAUGAAAGAGGGCAUGCUGGGAUGUGAGAGUUUUUCCCAGGAAGAGUUUUACAUCCGCCGCGUCCAUUCACUCAUCACAGACUUUCUGGCUCUUAUGCCAAUGAAGGUGAAGCAGCUUCGUAACCGUGCCGAUGAGGAUGCCCGCCUCGUGCACAUGUCCUUACAGAUGGACAGCGAGCUUCCAUCGUCAUUGCGAAAGGACUUGGACCACCUCAUGAUCCUGAUAGGGGAGUUUUACAGCAAGGACCCAUUUGGAUUAGAGCUGGGUUUGGAGUUCUGGUGUCCGACGGAGUCUCUUCAACACACCUCCCUGCAGGGUUCUUAUCUGGGAAUGGCCCUGCAAAGACCUCCACAUAAACAGGUGGUUUUGUCCAAGUUUGUACGUCAGAUGGGAGACCUUCUGCCAUCCACCCUAUACAUCUCCUAUCUCCGUAUGUUAAAAGGACUUGCCAAUGGCCCUCAGUGUGCUCAUUACUGCUUCAGCCUGCUUAAGACCAAUGGGGCGGCACACAGUGACAACAUCCAGGGAGUUUCAGGCAGCCCGGUGUCCUGGGAACAUUUUUUUCACUCGCUCAUGCUCUACCAUGAAAACCUGCGACGAGACCUCCCAAAUCCAGAUUCGGCUCACUACCGCCACCCGCCACUCAGGGGCAUCACCCAAAGAGAGAUGGAAGGACUUACCUCGUUUUUGCAGUUGCUCACCACCAUCAUCACAUGGAGUGAAAAUGCUCGACUGGCCUUGUGCGAGCAUCCCCAGUGGACCCCAGUUGUCGUGAUGUUGGGAUUGCUUCAGUGCAGCGUUCCUCCCGUCCUGAAAGCUGAGCUCCUGCACUGCCUGGCAGCGUUUGGAAAGUCACCAGAGAUCGCUGCUUCGCUCUGGCAGUCGCUGGAGUACACGCAGAUCCUUCAGACGGUGCGAGCCCCUGGACAGAGACAAGCAGCAGGGAUAGAGGUGGAGCUGAAUGAGAUCGAGUCGAGCUGUGAGGAGUACCCACUGACACGAUCUUUCUGCCACCUGAUCAGCACGCUGGUGGAGGGAAGCCUGCCCGUUAAUUUAGGAGCAGGGUUGCGUGUGCCCGGCUUUCAGCCCUACUUGAACUUCUUGCGUGACUCUGUGUUCCUCCCCUUCCCCACCAGAGCAUAUCGUCGCCCUGCUGAGAAGUGGGAGGUAGCUGACUCUGUCCUCGAGGUGUUCCACAAGCUGCUGCGGGACUACGAGCCCCAGCCAUCUGACUUUGUCCAGGAGAUUGUGGAACUGCAGGGUGAGCAGGUCCCGGCCCAUAAGCCUCCGGGCCACAGCAUCAUGUUCCACCUGCUCAAUGACUCGCCCAUGCUGGCACUCUGCCUCAGCCUGCUGGAGGAGGGGGUCCGCCAGCUGGACACCUAUGCACCUUUCCCCGGUAAAAAGCACUUGGAGUCAGCAGUGUUGCACUGCUUGUGCCUUUUGGACUUGGCUCUGCAGAAGGAAGCAGUGUUCAUGGAUCUUCUUAGGGAGAGCCAGGCCUCUCUGCUGGUUUCUCCCCUGGAGCAGCUCCUCCAAGGCGUCAGCCCUCAAACCAGAAGGGCUGAUCACAUUGUCAACAUUGCGAGGUAUCUUUACCACAGCAGCUCAAACCCAGAGGCCGCCUUCCAGAGCGCCAAGAUUCUGCGUCGCAUCGCCAACUACCCAAACAUUCAGAUUAGGCUGGUGGGAGACUUCACACAUGACCAGGCUGUAAGUCACAAGCUCAUGGCAGGCUUUGUGGAGUGUCUGGACAAUGAAGAUGCAGAGGAGGGCACAGAGAAAGAUGACAUAGACUCACAAAAGAAGGUGGCAAGGAUCCGACAUGAAACCCAGAUCCAUAUUUUGAACCUGCUCAUUACGUCUUUGGAGUUGAAGGCACCAAAUCUGGCCCUUUAUCUUUUGGGCUAUGAAGUCAAGAAGCCUGUGUCAUCAACCAAUCUCCAGGACCCGGGUGUGUUAGGGUGCCCACGUAGCUGCCUGCACGCCAUCCUGAGUCGGCUGCAGAGAGGCACAGAGAAAAGAUCGGGACCUGCGCUCACACAGCAGGCCCCGCACCUGGCUGAGCUCUGCUACCAGGUGAUCUACCAGCUGUGUGCUUGUCCAGACACAUCUGGACCCACAAUGCGCUAUUUGAGGACCAGUCAGGAUUUCCUGUUCUCACACCUGCAACAUCUACCCUUCAUCCUGCCAAGUAACCAGAUUGCUGCCCUCUCCCAGAUGUCUUGGCUCAUGAAAACAGCUGCAAUUGAGCUGAGAGUGACCUCACUCAAUCGCCAGCGUUCCCAUACACAGCGCCUUGUCAGCCUCCUGCUGGAUGACCAGCCACACGCUCAGCAUGCAGCAGAUGGGGAAUCUGGCAUGGAAGACGAGACUAGAUCAGUCAGCGGUUUUCUGCAUUUUGACACAGUUUCUAAAGUGCGCAGGAAGUUACUGAGCGUGCUGGAUGCCAUUGAUUUCAGCCAGGAUAUGCCUGAGCUGCUGCAGCUGGACUUCUUUGAACGCACUCAGAUAGAGCAGGUGAUCUCCAACUGUGAGCAUGUCAAUGAGCAGGGACAUACUGUGUGCAACGUUAAGUUGCUUCACAGAGUGCUGGUCGCUGAGGUGAACGCGCUGCAAGGAAUGGCAGCGAUUGGACAGAGGCCUCUGUUAAUGGAAGAGGUGAACUCAAUCCUGCAGCAAGUGGUGGAACGUAACCGUGUCCGUCGGAGCCUGAGUGCAAAGCGGCAUGCGCUGCAGUCCUGGAGGAGUCUGGUGGAGACGCUGCUGACUGCCUGCCCAGCUGAUCUGAUACCUGCUGAUGAGCGGCAGCUAAUCAUCAGGGAUCUGCUGCUGGACCUGCACGAUAAGGUGUUAUCAGAGGAUGCAGCAGGAGAGUUGAUGCCCAUUGUUGCCGGAGCGGUCUUCACACUGACGGCUCACCUCAGCCAAUCAGUGCUGUCUGAGCAGCAGCAGGGGGUGGGAUUAGAAGCAUCCUCUGGCUUUGCGUCAAUCGCCAACUCUGCCCUGCACCUGAUCCUGCGCAAGCUGCUGGACUUUAUACUUUCUACUGGAGGCGGAUAUCAGCGUCUGCGUGCUCACCUGUAUGGCUCUCUGCUGUAUUAUCUACAAAUUGCCCAGAAACCUGAAGAACCGGACACUCUGCAGACAGCAGGCAAAGCAAUGUGGGAACGUCUCACAGCUCCUGAAGAUGGUUUCUCUAAACUGCAGAGGGAGAACCUUGCGAUCAUCGAGAGUUACGGCAAGGCUCUCAUGGAGGUUGUGUGUCGAGAUGCCUGUGACGGCCAUGAAAUUAGCAGGAUGCUGGCCAUGGCCGUGCUGGACCGUAUCCUGUCAAUUGACCGUCAGAAUCAGUGGCUGCUGUAUAUUUGCAACAGUGGCUACCUGCGGUCGUUGGUGGAGAGCUUGAGGCAGGAUGAUGUGGCGCUACAGAGCCUGCUCACACCCCAGCCACCCCUCCUCAAACCACUCUACAUCUUUGAAAGCAAGAUGGCUCUGCUGACUCGUGUGGCUAAGACGGGGCAGGGAGCCGUGGAGCUGUUGCGCUGUGGGCUGGUGGCACAGCUGAUGGAGUGUCAGGUGUUUGACAUGGUGCCCGACAGCGACGCACACAGGGUGAUGAGGGACCCAUCAGGCUUCAUCCCCAGCCCUAUGGACCGUUACAGACAGAUUCUUUUACCAACUUUAAGGCUCUUUCAAGUGAUUCUGACUUCCACCUCCAUAAAUCACCAGCAGGGGGCAGCACAAGUUCUCCAGUGGCUGAUAGUCCAUGCAGACACCAUUCAGUCCCUGCUGCGCUGCCAGGAGCUCAGUAUGGGAGCUUUGCAGGAACUUUCUCUGCUUACUGGCAUCAUCAGUAAAACAGCUCUGCCAGGUGCCCUUGAGAUGGGUGGAGAAGUCAACAGCGCUGCGCUCAUGGAGUUCCAAGGUCACAUUAACAGAUUCCAGCGCCUAUGUCUGUCUCUGCUCGGCCGUCUGGCAGGAAGUGAGCGGGACAGGUUGCUAAAACAGGCUGAGAUCUCUGCACCUGGAGACUCAGCAGAACGACGAGAAGAGAUGGAGGUGGCCAUGCAACAGGUUUGUGCUAACAUCAUGGAGUACUGCCAGGCCCUCCUGCUGCAGAGCUCAGCCCAGGCUCAGUUCAGCAUCUGCCUCUUCAGCCCGUCAGGCAGCGAGCCAGCUGGCAGGGACGGAGCACGUACUGACCUUUCAUCCACUGUGCCAUCGAUGGCUUACUCACGGGUCCCUAGUCUUGGUUUGGUCUUGUACCUGCUCAAGAAUAGUGCUGCUGAUUUCUUCCGGUUCCACCAAAGUCACAGGCAGAGCUUGGGAAAGCUUCAGAGCCUGGAUCAGCUCCCACCUGAGGAGCUCAAGGAGUUGUGCCAAGGCCUGGUUUCAGGCCCAGGAGGAGUGGAGAAAAUCUCAUCAGUCCAGAGGAGCUUGCUGGCCAAGAGACGACUGGUCCAGCUCAUCAACAACAGAGCCAAGCUGCUGGCUUUGUGCUCCUAUGUGAUUGAGACAUGCUUAUUCGUGUUGUGGCGUCACCUGGAGUACUACUUGUUGCAUUGUAUUCCCACUGACCCCAAAGACUCGCUGCUGCCUGGAUCCACUUUAUACAGAUCACGCCUCGCAGAUGACUCAUUCGGCGGGCUGCAGGCCAGCGGAGGCCGAGGACUAAGCCUAUCCAGAGUCAGCCAACAAGAUCUAGAUCUGCUGAAAAGCGACAUGGCUGCAGGAUUUGGGGAGGCGCUGCAGAGGAAGCUGCUGGAGGUGGAGGGCUUGUACAGCCAGGUCCGCUCUCGCUAUACUUUUAUCCAGGCUCUGGUCCGCAGGAUCCGCGGCCUGCUGCGGCAGCCCAAAAGCUGAGACUGGCCAAGAUCUGAUUACCUUCUCUCAGUCAGUUUGAACCUCUGCCUUCAUAACAGGCAAAACCAGAACACUUCUAAGGACGUCAUGUCUGGCAACAUCACUCCUUUCUACUGACCCGACCUUCCUCUUCUAUAACUCGUAGUGUCAAUUUCGAUCAUGCUUACGUUCUCUGUGUAGCACCGUUUGAGGAAUUGAGAAUGUGGAGAAGAAAAAGCAGAAGAAAUUUUUACUUGUUAAACUGUAUUUGAUAUUCUUUUUGUUUGUUCGGAUGAUUUUUGUGAAAAUAAACUUUUUUCUAAAUCUGU